AUGACUUGGAUUGAACAUGAAAACGUCAGAGAUGAACGUGCUGAAACAUUUCAAUCAUUAUUAUGGCCUGGUGUGUAUGAAUGGAGUUAUGUAAUACGUACAACAUGUGCUGGAACAUUUAUCAUUUCACCAGCUAAAGCUGAAGAAAUGUAUUCACCAGAAAACUUUGGUCGAUGUGCAUCAGAGAAGGGUAUUAUUAACUAA
This is a messenger RNA of Rotaria sordida, 204 nucleotides long. Lineage: Eukaryota; Metazoa; Rotifera; Eurotatoria; Philodinida; Philodinidae. The record is from the annotation of a GenBank genome assembly.